Molecule: messenger RNA, 1044 nt
Organism: Mycosarcoma maydis (corn smut)
Lineage: Eukaryota; Fungi; Basidiomycota; Ustilaginomycetes; Ustilaginales
Exons: 1
Coding region: 1-1044 (347 amino acids)
Cellular component (GO): nucleus
Molecular function (GO): protein dimerization activity; DNA-binding transcription factor activity
Source: RefSeq, a predicted model, not a curated record
AUGUCAGCGACAACAGAUACAGCGCCGACAGAGACAGCAUCGACUGACGAGCACAUCACUGACGUGUCAUCGGUGACGAAUCAGCCAGCACAGAGCUCGGCGCGCUCCGAGGCUGCUUCUGCUUCUGAUUCUGCUCCUGCUGCUGCUCCUGCUGCUGCAGUCGUAGCCGCGGCCGCCGCUCUUGAAUCAACCCCCUCAGCUGGACGCGACCACAUUGAACGCGAUGUCUCCAACAUCCUGGCUGAGCUCAACCAAGAGCAACUCGCCUCGAUCGUCGCCGCAGCACGGGCUUCUGAAGCGCGCACCGCUGACGGCACUACAUCGAGCGAAUCGUUUGCCCAAGGUGCCAACCUCCCGCCUGGAUUGGGUCAAGCAGCGAGUGCGUUGACGAGCAUCGCUGCUGGAUUCAAGCGCACUCCAGGAAACGACCGAACGAGUCUGGGCACGCCAACCAAAGCUUCCGCCGAUGCACCACCAUCAUCCGAGGAAGAUGUUAAACAACUCGACGUAGAUUCGGCGGUGAAAUCUGCCACGGAUACUGCUACUGCCGCAGCUCUCGCCAGUCUGGGCUCACUGGGUGCAUCACAACCGACGUCGACAACGUACAACAACGAUGCAGGCGACGAAUCAAUCGAGUACGACUCGCCUCCCAAUGGCGCAUCGCCGUCGCGCAGUCUGAAACGCGCACGGGGUCCUGAACUUGACCGUCAACGAAAGGACAACCACAAAGAAGUCGAACGUCGUCGUCGAUCAGCCAUCAACGACGGCAUCGUCCAACUGUCUCACAUUGUGCCCGGCUGCGAUGCCAAAAACACCAACAAGGGCGCCAUCAUUCAUGCCGCAGUAAGGUACAUUCAGGAUCUGAAACACAACGAAGCGAGCAACAUCGAAAAAUGGACUCUGGAAAAGUUGCUCAUGGAUCAGGCAAUGGGCGAUCUGACCGCGCAAUUGGACGAGGCAACCGCCCAGAUCGAAAGACUGAGGCACGAGCUGGACGAGCGCUCCGCUGGUCCGCAUCCGCAAGAUGCUGCCCCAAACACCUAG